AUGGGUUCAACAUUUCUAGUUUCUACCAAUCCUUGCUAUGGUUCAAACAAUGGCAAGUUAUUGCAUCCAAAAUCCUUGGUUACAAGAACAAGUGCUGAAGUGAACAGAGCCUACUAUGGAUCGAGUAGGCUUGCUUUUCUUCCGUUAUUGAAAGAAGUAAUUCCUCAUACUGAUCUUCAUGUGCACAAAAUUGUGGAGAGGCAGUCCCUGGCUGAGGAACAUCCCUUUAGAAGGCGAAAGUUUGAUCCUUUAUUUCUUAAAGAAGCAUAUGAAGGGUGCAGAAAAAUUUGCGCCGAAUUCGCUGGGACUUAUUAUCUAGGAACUUUAUUGAUGACAGAGGAGCGAAAGAAAGCUAUAUGGGCUAUUUAUGCCUGGGGUAGUAGGACAGAUGAGUUGGUGGAUGGUCCGAAAGCUGCCUAUAUGAGCCCUAACGCUCUUGAUUGCUGGGAAGAAAGAUUGCAAGACAUCUUCGAUGGUCGCCCCUAUGAUAAACUGGAUGCUGCACUUACUGAUACUGUUUCCAAGUUUUCUUUAGACAUUAAGCCCUUCAAGGACAUGAUCGAGGGUAUGAGAAUGGAUAGUAGGAAAUUUCGAUACACGAAUUUUCAAGAGCUCUAUCUUUAUUGCUACUAUGUUGCUGGCACCGUCGGCCUAAUGAGUGUUCCGGUGAUGGGAAUUGCACCAGAAUCUUCUGUUUCUUCUCAACGUGUUUAUGAUGCAGCAUUUUACUUGGGUAUUGCAAAUCAACUCACAAACAUUCUUAGGGAUGUUAAGGAAGAUGCAUUGAUGGGGAGAAUUUAUCUUCCACAAGACGAGCUCGAACAAUUUGGUUUAUGUGAUGAGGCUAUUUUCGCAGAAAAAGUCACCGAAAAUUGGAGAGAUUUCAUGAAAGAGCAGAUUGCAAGGGCAAGAUUCUAUUACAAACUUGCAGAGGAAGGGGUCUCACAUCUUGACAAGGAUAGCCGUUGGCCUGUAUGGUCAGCCUUGCUGUUGUACCAACGAAUAUUAGAUGCAAUUGAGAAGAAUGAUUAUGACAACCUCACAAAGAGAGCUAAGGUUGGAAAGAUUGAGAAACUUGUCAUGUUGUCCCAAGCAUACAAAAAAGCUCAAGCAGCACCUAUGUAA
Dovyalis caffra is the source of this 1125-nucleotide messenger RNA. The record is from the annotation of a GenBank genome assembly. Lineage: Eukaryota; Viridiplantae; Streptophyta; Magnoliopsida; Malpighiales; Salicaceae.